GCCAGAGGGGCCUCAGUGCCCGUACGUACAGACGGGUAGUUGCGAUGCGUAUCCAGUAUGGACCAUGCAGCCAGUCAUAGCUGCCACCUUCUCCAACAGCUGCAUGAACAGCGGAUCCAGGGACUGCUAUGCGACUGUAUGCUUGUGGUGAAAGGUGUCUGUUUUAAAGCACAUAAAAAUGUCUUGGCUGCAUUUAGCCAGUACUUCAGGUCAUUGUUCCAGAAUGCUUCAAGUCAGAAAAAUGAUAUCUUUCAUUUGGAUAUUAAAAAUAUUGGGGGUAUUGGACAAAUUCUCGACUUCAUGUACACCUCUCGCCUGGACCUGAAUAAUGACAACAUACAAGUUAUGUUGGACGUUGCGCAGUGUCUUCAAGUGCAAAAUGUACUCAACAUGUGCUAUAGCUUCUUAAAACUGACCAACUCUGUGGGCCCAGUGACGUCUAUACCAUGCAGUGGUUCUUUGCCUCUCCCCAGCACCUCCCCUACGUACUCUAAUUCUGUAUCAAAUGAGCAGCUCAGCCCUCCAUUACUCCAGGACAGUGUAACGGAAGAGAGGCAUUGCUGCUUAGCGCAAACCCUUAAGGAGAGCGCCUCCUCAAAUGAGGUGUCAAAAGUUGCAUCAACUCCUUUAAACGCACCUGACAAAGAAAUUCAACUGAAACACUUAAAUCAACCCUAUAAGUUGCGGGACUUUUACAGCAAGCUUUUCUACAAGGAAAAUGCUGAUAGAGCAAUGGAACAGGUUGCGGGGUCCAUCAUAGACCAGGCUGCUGGGGCGCCCAAUGUAGCCCGGGCUGUUGGAGUGCCCUAUGUAGCCCAGGCUAUUGGAGCACCCAGUGUAUCCCAGGCUGUUGGAGCACCCAGUAUAGACCAAGCUGUUGGAGCGCCCAAUGUAGACCAGGCUGUUGGAGCGCCAAAUGUAGGUCAGGCUGUUGGGGCGUCCAAUGUAGACCAGGUUGAUGGGGCGCCCAAUGUAGACCAGGGUGAUGGGGCGCCAAAUGUAGACCAGGGUGAUGGGGUGCCCGACAUAAACCAGGUUGUGGCAGCCAACGUAGAACAGACUGUGGCAUCAAACGUAGACCAGACUGAAUUGCCCAGCGUAGACCUGGCUGUAGUGCCCAAUGUGGAACAGACUGUAGUGCCCAAUGUGUGCGCAGACCACAAUGCCAUAGAAACUCACCCUUGGGAUUUAAAUCAUUCUGAACCCAUUUUAGGGCCACCCGAUUCUCUAACACCUAUUCCUGUGGAACCCCUGCCUGCGUUUUCCCAUACAUUUGUCAUCCACCAGGAUCCUGAACCUUUACCUCUGCAGUUUCCAGAACAGAUGCAGCUGAAAAAAGCAGUCCAUUUAAAAAAAUUAAAUAUUCUCCGCUCACAGAAAGCAGCCGAGGGAUCUUCUCAACCAGAAGCUGUCUUGCAAAGUACAACAGAGCCUGUAUAUUCAGAGGGAAAGGUGUUGGAAGCGAGUGACAGAGGCUAUUGGGAAAAGGAAGCGGGGAGUGGGAUUUUUGAAGGCCUCCAUGAGAAUGUGGAAGCCGAGAGAGUGGAAAGCCCUCUGGUUCCAGCUGAAGACGGUAUCUCCACAAACAAACACUGUGUCUGUAAUAUAUGUGGGAAGAGAUUUAAACACCCAAGCAAUCUGGAACUGCACAAACGAUCUCAUACAGGUAUAGUAAGGCUCUUGUAAAGAAAAGGACAUCAAGUGGUGCAAGAUGGCAUCCGCCAACCCCACCAGCCUGCUCCUACUAUAUGACCAGUUACAGCAAACAGGGCAGUAUUAGGACAGUUUUCCUUUAAUACACAAGUUGCUUUUUCCAUUGAGUUUGGCUCCUUUACUCGUCUCACAGAUGCUUUAAUUCUACUUUCUAAUGUACCCUAGGUGAGAAACCGUUUGAAUGCAGCAUUUGUGGGAAGCACUUCUCACAGGCUGGCAAUCUUCAGACUCAUUUACGGCGGCACUCUGGUGAAAAACCCUAUAUAUGUGAGAUUUGUGGCAAAAGGUUUGCAGUUUCGGGUGAUGUUCAGCGCCACAUUGUUAUCCACACUGGAGAAAAACCUCACUUGUGUGAUAUCUGCGGCCGAGGUUUCAGCAAUGUCAGUAACUUGAAGGAACAUGAGAAAACACACGUGGCAGAUAAAAUAUUCACGUGCGAUGAGUGCGGCAAGUCGUUCAACAUGCACCGGAAGCUCAUCAAGCACAGAAUCCGGCACACCGGCGAGAAACCCUACAACUGCGUAACAUGUGGUAAAAAGUUUGCUGGUUCUGGUGAUUUACGGAGACACGUGAGAAGUCACACAGGAGAAAGGCCAUACACCUGCGACGUUUGCAACAAAAACUUCAGCCGUUCUGCCGUCCUUAGGCGCCACAAGACUACGCACAGCAAGGCCGGCGAGAAUGGGCAGAAUGCGCCAGAGGAACCGUCCAACCCCGCCGAAUCACCCAGUUUAGGAAAAUCUCAAAACUCUGAUACCCUGACCCCGGGCAUCUCCGAUACCUUAAUCCCAGAACCUUGUCAUUCAGUGGAAAAUACCAGAACUGAAAUUGAAAGCAGUACCACCAGUACCUACUGUAAACUGCAGGCAGUUAUGCACCAACACGAACUGAGCGAAGCCGAAAAACUGCCGGAUGAUCGGGGAAAGGUCCCCAAAGCCCAUGUUCCCGACGCCUCACACAGUUACACGUUGGCAGAGGUGGCAGUUGCGGUGACUGAAGAAAAUCUGCAUUCUGACAUUUCCCUGAUUCGCCCUUCUUUAGUAUCUCUGGAUAACUGCGCCGAGCCCGUAGGUAACCGUGCCGCCGCUAACGUUUACAAGAGCCCCGAUGCCCCCUUCUUCUCCAGCAUGACACUGUGGGGCUUGGCAAUGAAGACUUUGCAAAACGAAAGCGAGUUGGACCAGUAACAAUUAGGAAAGUCUUUUUUUUUUUUGCAAAUUUCUUUAAAAAAUGCAGUAUUUUGGUUAUUUAAUAAACAUUACAUGUGUUGCACAUGCUGUUAAUUUA
Messenger RNA from Xenopus tropicalis (tropical clawed frog), 3000 nucleotides. RefSeq names its product zinc finger and BTB domain containing 49 (gene zbtb49). NCBI's taxonomy places the organism in Eukaryota, Metazoa, Chordata, Amphibia, Anura, Pipidae. Gene Ontology annotation, cellular component: nucleus. The record is from RefSeq and is marked validated.